Fragaria vesca subsp. vesca is the source of this 1736-nucleotide messenger RNA. RefSeq lists its product as uncharacterized. Lineage: Eukaryota; Viridiplantae; Streptophyta; Magnoliopsida; Rosales; Rosaceae. The record is from RefSeq and is a predicted model, not a curated record. Bases 159 to 1277 code for a protein of 372 amino acids. The transcript has 4 exons.
GUAAAUCAAAGCAUCAUACAGUCAGUUCGACGUGCCAACAUGCUUUUUUCAAUAUCUUAGUCUCACAGAAGUUUGCUUCAUUGUGCAAACUGCUGUUACAAAAUUUUCAAGGAAUCAAGGGUGACAGCAUUUUUGACCUUAAACACAUUAACUCAAGGAUGAAAAGUGGAGUUUAUGAAGAUUCACCUUUGCUCUUCUCAAAGGAUAUGCAACAGGUAUGGAGAAAGCUUCAAGGGGUUGGUACAGAAUUGAUUUCCCUUGCAAAAAGCCUCUCGGACAUGUCAAGGACUUGCAAGGACCAGGUUGGAGGUUCAGGCUACAACACGUUCGAAGUUAGUAAUAAUGAGCUUCAAGCCUUGGAAUCUGACUCUCAUACUAAACUGGAGCAGACAGGGGAUUGUGGUGUAUACACUGUAUGCACUUGCAGGCACUGUGGAAACAAGGCAAAUGGGAGUGAUUGUCUAGUAUGUGAUUCAUGUGAGGAGAUGUACCAUGUAUCUUGCAUUCAGCCUGUUGUCAAAAACAUUCCUACAAAAAGUUGGUAUUGUGCAAGUUGCACUGCUUGUGGUAUUGCAUCACCGCAUGUGAAUUGUGAAGCGUGUGAAAGGCUGAUUGCCAGCAAAAGUCUAGUUGAUGGAGUUGGCGGUGAAAAUGUUCCUACAAAUGAGGAAACAGUCAAUGAGUUGGGUGAUAACUCAAAUUAUAGUACAGAUGAUGGAGUUCAACUGUCUGAAGAGAACGAAGACUUGAAUCUUUGCAAAGUUUGUGGAGUUAUUGUAGAAAAGGGUGAGAUGGUGAAAAUUUGUGGUCAUCCAUUCUGCAUGAACAAGUACUACCACAUGAGGUGUCUGACGGCAGGGCAGUUAAAGAUGUAUGGCUCGCGUUGGUAUUGCCCUUCUUGUCUAUGUAGAGCUUGUCUCACUGACAAAGAUGAUGAUAAGAUAGUUCUUUGUGAUGGCUGCGAUCAUGCUUUCCAUAUCUAUUGCUUGAACCCACCACUCUGUUCCAUUCCAGAAGGAAAAUGGUUUUGCAGAAAAUGUGACGCAACAAUUCAGAUGAUACGCAGGGCAAAAAGAGCUUAUCAAAAUAAUGAAAAGCAACAGGGUAAGAAAAGUGAAGGAUCAAUUGAAUGGAAUGUAAAAGUUGAUGAUGGGCAAUCUGAACAAAGUAGAGGGGGAAUGGAUGUGCUUCUGCAUGCAGUCAAGACUUUAGAUCAUCAAAAGGAUAUGGCUGCGACUGAGAUAAUGAGAAGUUUUCAGGACUCACAAAAUUUGUAGCGAUUUAGACUUGGAUUUUGAUACACUGAAGGCUAAAACUUUCUUUUUUGGUCUGUCAUUUGAGGGUGAUAUACCGAAUGAAAGAUUUGAUGGCAGGGGAAUCAGAACAAUGUAGAGAGGUGUUUUAGCUGGUAUCUGCAGCAACUGUGUGGCAUGGAUGCAUUUCUAGGAGCUGUCAAGACUCUAGAUCAUGGAAGGGGAUGAAGUGUUAACAACAUGACAAUUCCAGGACUGACUAGUUCUCUGUGAGUAACGAUUUUGUUUUUGCAGUUAUAUUACUCUAGGCUAAGAAUUUCUUAGUUGCUGCCUUGUUUUGGGGAAUAUUUUUGUAGGUUGUAAACUCUGUUAGUCUGCUAACUUUGGAUACAUAACACAGCGAAAGAAAUUAUUCUAAAGGCUGUAUAUGUAGCUUUCUCCUUGCCAAAGUGCACAAUUUGAGAAAAUGACAUAGCAUUUGGG